Quercus lobata is the source of this 3095-nucleotide messenger RNA. RefSeq names its product testis-expressed protein 2-like. The record is from RefSeq and is a predicted model, not a curated record. The coding region runs from base 299 to 2650 and encodes 783 amino acids. Gene Ontology annotation, cellular component: endoplasmic reticulum. The transcript has 7 exons. Gene Ontology annotation, molecular function: lipid binding. Lineage: Eukaryota; Viridiplantae; Streptophyta; Magnoliopsida; Fagales; Fagaceae.
UCUGUCUGUCUGUCUCUCUCUCCAUAGAAGAAGAAGAAGAAGAAGAAGAAGAGGAAGAAGAAUAGAAUAAAAAUCUAUUGCAGUUUGCAGAAGCAUCAGCACCUGAUUCCUAAUUAGAAAAAUUUAAUACCCCCAUUAAAUCGUUGAUUAAUUAUUAUUUAUUGAUUUCACCUUUAUUAUCUUAUCCUCUCAAUUCUCUUCUCAUCCAGAAUAAAUUCUUUUUUUUUUUUUUUUUCAAAAAAAUUGUUGAUCAAAAAGUGGAAGUGGAAGUGGCAGUGGGCAACCAAAUUUGUUGAAAAUGAUGGUGCUGUUUCUAUGGUUGAUGGUGUUCGUUGUUGGGUUUGCGGUUGGGGCGCUGACCAUUUUGGGCGCAGAAGCAGUUGGAGUGUAUGUCUUCAUAAACCGUUUGAAUAAGAAGAACCUUAAAAAACAAGCUCAGAUAUCACAACACUCAUCCCGCGACCUUGAUCUCCUCCAAUCUCUCCAUUUUGCUUCUAACAAAAAGGGAGCAGUAUGGGUUCUGGAAUCAGAAAAGGUUUCAAAAAAUUUGCUGGACAAAGGACCAAAGGAGCAAAAGAGAAAGAAAGAUUUCUUGGAGGUUUCCCCUGUUAAAAAGUACGCAAAAAUCAAGGACCGAAAACUUAUUCUGGUUGAAUCGGAUGGUUCCCAAAUUGCUAUUGAGCUUAAGGGAUGCAUAGUUGAAGCUGUUUCAGCAACAAGCUUAUCUUCAAGAAAAUGGGCCAAAAGGUUUCCCAUAAAAUUGGAAAGCAAGAGCUCGGUAAUUUACAAUGGAAGUAAAACUUUGUACUUUUAUCUUGAGACUUCUUGGGAGAAGGAAUCAUGGUGUAAGGCCCUCCGUCUAGCUUCAUGUGACAAGAAAGAAAGACUUGAUUGGUUUUCCAAGUUGCAGAAGGAGUUUCAUAAUUACUUAACAAACAUAAAUGCAGAAUAUCCUUCAUUUAUGAAACCCUCGAUAGGGUUCUCUUCUGAGACAGUAGAUCGGACAAAUAGGCCUGAUGGAACUUCCUCAAAGGUUAGGCUAUUUUUGAAGAAAAUUGCAAAGAAGACUCGGGUUGGUCAAGAAAAUAAGCCAACUUUGUCUUCAUUAUCAGGCCAUGUAGAGAGAAGGGAAAGUGAGAAAAUUCGUCCGUUCCAAGAGACAGUAUCAGCCACUGGCUUGGUGAAUGGUGCUCCAUCAGUAAAGGGAUCUAAUAGUGAAGAAAAUAUGGUUGAAUCAUCAUCAUUAUCAACAAUUUCAGAUUCUGGAAGCCAAAGUCAUAUUUCUGUCAUCUCUGACGUAGAUUCUGAUGACAAGUUUUGUAAUGAUGAGGGCACACUCUGUUGGAAUUUGUUAAUUUCACGGUUCUUUUUUGAUUUGAAAAGCAAUUCAGAGAUGAAAAAAUCCAUACAAUCACGGGUUCAGAGAACACUUUCCAAUAUGAGAACCCCCAGUUACAUAGGUGAUGUCAUCUGCACUGACAUCGAUCUUGGGAAUCUCCCACCUCAUAUUCAUGGCAUGAGGAUUCUUCCAAUGGACAUGAAUGAGGUAUGGAUGUUAGAAGUUGACAUUGAAUACUCUGGUGGCGCAGUAUUAGACAUUGAAACAAGACUUGAAGUUCAUGAAUUAGAUUUACAGAAGGGCGUAGUGGAUUCAGAUACAGGAUCAGGCUCUGUUGGGGAUGUGUCAUCAGAUCUUCUUGAAGGUUUCGAGUAUUUUGGAAAGCAGUUGAAUCUUUCUGAAGGAACAGUAGAUGAGCGAAAGGAGGAAGAUGGAUUAAAAAGCGGCAAGAGCACUGUACCAGCAUCAACUCAAGGUUCCAGGUGGAAGUCUAUUCUGAGUGCUAUUGCUAGACAGGUUUCACAGGUGCCUCUCUCUUUGGCCAUAAGGGUAACAUCCCUACGAGGAACGCUGCGGUUACAUAUAAAGCCACCUCCUUCUGAUCAGCUAUGGUAUGCUUUUACAUGUAUGCCUAAUAUAGAUUUUAACCUGGAGUCUUCUGUAGGAGAACACAAGAUAACAAAUGGCCAUAUUGCUUUAUUCUUGGUCAAUCGGCUAAAGGCAGCAAUUAAGGAAAGCCUAGUGCUUCCAAACAGUGAAAGUGUAUGCAUGCCCUGGAUGAUAUCAGAAAAGGAUGACUGGGUACCAAGGAAGGUUGCUCCAUUCUUAUGGCUUAACCAAGAAGUGAAUAAUGGCCCCACCACCGUGCGUGAAUCAAUCAGCUCCCACCCCAGUGAAGGAAAAACCAAGACUGAAGCUAGCAAGGGAACCUCUAGUGAUCCCGAAAGUAAGCAUCAAAAACCCAAGAGUCCUACAUCCACCAGUGAAUCCUCUGAUGGAUUAGCAAUUUCGACAAGUUCCACUAAUUUGUUAUCACAUAGCAGAACCCUUCAAGAAUUGAGCACCCCUUUGCUGGGGAAUGAUGAACCACAAGAAAGUUGCAAGCAGGCAGAGGAAUCGCCAUCUAGCUCUAUGAUUUUAUUUGAGAAACAGGACAGUACUACUGAUGAUGAUGAUUUGAAGCCAAGGAGAAUGGGGAGAAGAGCAAGGAUGUUUGAUUUAGGGAAGAAGGUGGGUGAGAAAUUUGAGGAAAAGAGGCGUCACAUUGAAGAAAAGGGCAGGCACAUUGUUGAGAAGAUGCGAGGACCAUGAAAUAACCAGAUCAAGGAGAGACUGCUCCUUGUAACUUAUGGAAUUGGCAGCAAAUACCAUUGUUCAAUGGAUGAAUGUCAGGUAUCAGGUAUUUGUUGCUUUGAUGGAAAUUAGUUUCUAACAUCCCUUGAAUAUAGAAGUUCCAUCUAUGAUUCUUGCUUGCAGGACUAGGAUUGUUGUAUAUGGAUCCUGCAGAUGUUUCAACUACUGAUUAGGUCCUAUUGUAAUGCAGAAUAAAAUAGGAAUAUAGUAGAGAAAUAUUACAUAAGCAUAUAUGGCUUUACUUUGUAAGGAAUAGAUCUUUGACGUGAAAUAUGAAUAUACGUUCAGAGUUAUUCCUCUCAAAAAAUGACCUUCAAUCUUAUAGAUCAUUGAGACCUGCACUAUAUACCAAAACAAAGUUUCUUGUAUUGUUGCAUAACCAUUUUAGGUCCUUUUGGCAGUC